Mesocestoides corti is the source of this 4935-nucleotide messenger RNA. NCBI's taxonomy places the organism in Eukaryota, Metazoa, Platyhelminthes, Cestoda, Cyclophyllidea, Mesocestoididae. The record is from the annotation of a GenBank genome assembly.
AUGUAUCGCUCGAUUUUAAGCCUUCUCGUGCUACUGGCUGGCGCCUUUGCCGCACUCACCAAUCUCGACUAUGGUUUAGGCGAAAUCGGCGUCACCGAUAACUACCACUCCGAGGAGUUCGACGUGGUGAUCUUUGUGAAUGACGACUACGUCAACCUGGGCGAUAAAUUCACCGACAUUGAGGAUGCCCUGGUUCGGUACAAUGGAUUGGACUCGCUAACCCCCAAGACACUGCAAAUCGUGCCGUUCAUGGCUCAUUCAAGCAAGCGGCUGUUGUUCGCUCCGACGGGAAACCUCAACAGAGAUGCGUCCGACAGCCGACAGAUCUACGAUGCUGCGCGUGACGCCGCGAAAUUGGCGUACUCUCUCAAACUGCGAAAGCCCGUUUUCGUGAGGGGUCCGAUGAAGACCGUUCCAACUGCUAACGAGGAGAAAGAACAGUGGCAGAACGAAAACUACAUGUACCUUCAGAUGACGCUUGGUGCCCUUCAGGGCUACUACAUGCCUCUGAUUCUGCGUGAGGACCCAAAUUACGCGACGAAGACCAAGUUCGACAAGAUGACCAUUUAUGGCGUGCCAGCGGAGUUUGCGACCAUCGCACAGGGCAUCGAAAGGGGUCGAGUUGUGAACCGCGACACCUGUGCAUCAGAUCCGGAGAGAAUGCCCCCACCGAAGGUGGCAGAGUACUACAACAAGUACUUCGACGUAAAUAAGACGAUUCAAAUUGAAGAGUUUACAGCCGAUGAGGCUCUGUGGCCGGUGUGCUACGCCGUCAAUCGGGCCGUGAGAAGUGUCGAUAAAUACGGAAUGCGGAUAAUUAAGAUGCAAUAUGAUGGCGCAGAGGCCAACGAUGCUGAUCCGACCCUUGUGUUCGUUGGCAAGGGCAUCUGCUACGACACCGGUGGCUCUGAACUCAAAGUCAGCGGCAACAUGAAAUUCAUGCGGAAGGACAAGUGCGGAGCGACCUCGAUUGCCGGUUUCAUGAAAGUCCUUGAGGAGCUCAAACCACAGCACCUGCGGGCGCGCGCUCACCUCGCCUUCGUGCGAAAUGGCAUCGGUUCAGACAGCUACGUCUUCGACGAGGUUGUCACGACGUCACAGGGUGUGCGGGUUCGCAUGACUUCCCCUGAUGCUGAAGGUCGCAAUGUCAUGCUUGACAUGCUCACCGACGCUGUCAAAGAGCAUGUCACCCCUAGUCAACAAAUUUGCCUUUCAUUUCCACAGCACGACGACAAAAAGUACGUAAAUCCCUUCUUCUUCACAAUCGCGACGCUAACCGGCGCAGUUGGUCGUAACUUCAAGCACAACACCGCAAUGCUCGACAACGGCCCAGCGAGAAAGGAGAAUGUGACCAAAAGCAUGGUUGUGGCCGGAGACAACAUCGCUGAAGUAGUCGAGCCGAUGACUCUGAGGAAGGAGGACUACGACGUCAACCGUCCACAAACUGAGAUGGAAGACAUCCUCCAGUUCAACACCAAACCCAGAACCUCCACUUACCGUGGGGUCCAGUUGCCGGCAGGAUUCAUGGCUACGGCGUCGAAACUUGACGAAUGGGGACUGCAGACCCGCGAGAAGAAGAUCCCCUACACCCACUUGGACGUUUCGGCAGCGGUCGGAGUGAAGUAUAUCGAGGCCACUGGCACCCCAACCAGUCUGUUUGUGAGUCGAUAUGUCCUGCCAAGGCUCAAGUCGACAUACAACAUCGAUUUCCCCGAGGCUCAAGUUGGUGCAAGCUUCCUCGAUCUGGAGGCAAUUUCACCUGUCACCAGCAUCGACGCUCCAGAAUACGACUCCAUCCUUUUCAUCAACGAUGCCUUCACCGGUCUUCCUCCUGAACUGGCGCCAAUUGAGGCCGCUAUCGUUGAAUAUCAGAUGAUCCUUGGCCUGACGGGCAGUUUGAAAAAGGACUACGCCGAUAGUCGGUUGAUACACGAUGCUGCCGCAAAGGCUGCAAAGACACUAAAGUCACUGAGUUUGAGAAAGCCGAACCUCAUUGUGGGGGAAUUUAAAACAAAUCUUGGCCAAGACCGACACCCAUGGGCACAGGGCAUCUGGCCGCAGAUCACGGCAAUUCUUGGAGCCUUCCACGAAAUUUACGUCCCUCUUGAAGUUCGAGAAGCCCAUCCAGAGGUCUAUCCGAGGAUUGACAAGUUUGGUGUCUACAACGCGAAAACCGAUGUCAUCAAAUUUGCCAAGGCCAUCGAGGAGGGUGCGUACAUCCAUCGGGACCUGUGUGCCUCAGACCAGGAGAGAAUGACGCCUCCGAGAAUUGAGGAGUACAUUAAGGAGCACUUUCAGCAAGUCGACGGACUCACAUUUACGUCGGAAAAAAUUAACAAAACCGCCUAUCCAAUGAUCGAUGCUGUUAAUCGUGUGGUCGAGGGUGUGCCCGAAUAUGAGGGUCGAGUUGUCAAAAUGACGUACACGCCGGCGGAUGCGAAUGGUGUUACUGAAACACACUACUUAAUUGGAAAAGGAGUCACGUACGAUAGCGGCGGCCUCAGUAUCAAGGUGAACAAUGGAAUGCGUUGGAUGCGAAAGGAUACGUGCGGCGCCACCUCCAUUGUGGGUUUGAUGCGGACGUUGCAGAUGCUGCGUCCCCCGCACUUGCAGGUCCACGGUCGACUGGGAUUCGUGCGAAACGGCGUUGGUUCUGAGGCCUACGCAGUGGACGAAAUCAUCCCCUCGCGCGCCGGCGUCCGAAGCCGCAUCGGCAGCACCGAUGCCGAGGGCCGAAAUGUCAUGGUUGACCUCCUGGCCGAGGCUGUCGAGGAGGCAGUCAAGCCGGAGGUGAAAGCGCCGCACCUUUUCACCAUUGCGACACUCACUGGCCACGUUGGCAGUUCAUUUGGUCAUCUUCCUGCUGUCCUUGACAACGGUCCAGCAAGAAGUGGGAAAACCGCUCAAAAAAUCCGAGAUGCGGGAGCCCUUGUGGCGGACGUCGCACAGGUCUCGUCACUUCGUCGUGAGGAUUACGAGAACUGCUACCCCAUCACCGAGUACGAGGACCUUCAACAGCGCAACACCCAUCCAGGAACCGUCUUCUACCGCGGACAUCAGUACCCCGCGGCCUGGAUGAUAAUGUCGAGCAAGCUGGAUCGCUACGGCAAUGACAACGAGGAGAUGAAAAUCCCCUACACCCAUCUCGAUAUCUCGUCAGCCGCCGGAGUUAAACGCCCGGAUGAAACUGCGACGGCUACGCCAAUUCCCAUGCUCAUCACUAACUACGUUCUGCCGAAGCUUAUGACCCCCGAAAAACCAAUGCGAGUGAACUGUUUCGUGAGUGCCCUGCUCGGGCUGACGCUCUGCCUCCUGUCCACAGAGGGCUUCGUUGAGUUGGACAAAAUCCACGCCGAAACCAACCUCACCGGAGCUCCUUACGAUGUUGUCAUCUUCAUCAACGAUGAUGCCACUUCAACAGAACCAUCCCUCAACGAGGCGAUGACUGAAUACUCCGCGCUGAAGCAGCCAAUCACGUCUGGACUUGUUGUGCCGUUGUUGACGCAUCCAAGCAAGCACAUGAUCGUUGGCUUGUCUGGUCUUCUUAACAAGGACUACGCCGACAGCAGGCUAAUCUACAAGGCCGGAGCAACCGCAGCCAAAAAAAUGAUCGAGCUGAAUGUGAGAAGGCCAUUGGUGGUGGUGGGUGAGUUUAACUCCAAACUGCCGCAUCAGAAAUGGGCGACCUCGAUUUGGCCAAAACUCACGGCGCUUCUGGGCAUCUUGAGUGAGUUGUACGUGCCCCUGCAAGUUCGUGAAAGUCGGCCGCACAUGUACCCAAGAUACGACGAUUUCGGAGUCUACUUCCAGAAAGAUACUGCAAACGCAACGAUGGAGGAAAUUUUAAAUUACACCAAAGCCAUGGAGGAGGGUUUGUACGUGACGCGGGACAUCUGCGCUACGGAUGAGGAGCAGAUGGCGCCCCCAGCUGUUGAAAAGUACAUCUUGGAGCACUUUAAGCCGAACGACAACAUCCAGAUCGACUCGCAGCCCAUCAACCAGACAAAGUACCCCACAAUGCAUGCCGUUAAUCGCGUGAACAAGGGCGUUGAGAAGUACCAAGGGCGCGUGAUUAAACUGACCUAUCUCCCACCUGGCGGGGCAAAGCCCGAAACAGACGAGACCCUCUUUGUCAUCGGCAAAGGCAUCACCUUUGACAGCGGUGGCCUCAGCGUGAAGACGUCGGGCAACAUGAAGUUCAUGCGGAACGACAAGUGCGGUGCCGCCGCGGUGGCCGGAUUCAUCAAGGUCCUGGAGAAACUCCAGCCCGCCGGUCUGACGGUGUACGGCCGAAUGGCGUACGUGCGCAACGGCAUUGGUUCUGAGGCCUACGCGGUGGACGAGAUCAUUCCCAGUGGCGCUGGCGUCCGAAGUCUCAUUGGAAACACCGACGCGGAGGGACGCAAUGUCAUGGUGGAUCUGCUUGCUGAGGCCUUGCCUGAGGCUGUUAAAAUGAAUAUCAAAAAUCCACAUUUCAUGUCGCUGGCAACACUGACAGGAGCCCAAGUGUCAGCCUUCGGCACGAUCCCCGCAGUCGUCGACAAUGGACCAGCGAGAGUUAAGAAGUACGCGAAAGACCUCUGCGACUGGGGUAUGAUGGUCGGUGAUCCUGGGCAGAUCUCAAGCCUUCGCAGGGAGGACUUUGAAAACGUCUACCCGGUGACGCAGUACGAGGAUUUGCAACAACGCAACACCCAUCCUGGAACCAUCUUCUACCGCGGCCACCAGUACCCCAUGGCGUGGAUGAUCAUGGCCAGCAAACUCAACGAGCACGGCCUGGACUCAGAAGGUCUCCAGAUCCCCUACACCCACGUGGACAUUGCAGGAGCCGUGGGAGUCAGCAAACCAGACGAAAGAGCAACUGGAACCCCCACGUCGAUGCUUGUCAGCACCUUCGUUCUCCAGAAAUUACACAAAGAGGAAGCCAAGCCCUAG